Molecule: messenger RNA, 981 nt
Organism: Funneliformis caledonium
Lineage: Eukaryota; Fungi; Glomeromycota; Glomeromycetes; Glomerales; Glomeraceae
Source: the annotation of a GenBank genome assembly
AUGACAACUUUCGAAUUUAUUAAACAACAAUUGGAGAAAUCAGAAAGAAAAUAUGGUGAAGCAAAGAAGAGGUUAGUAGGGUGGGAAGAGGGGAGCAAUCAAAAGAGAUUAAACGAGUUGAGGAUAUUGUUAGCAGGAAGGAAAUACAUAGAAAAGGAAAUACUAGAAGAAGGAAAAGAAGAAUUGAAAAAGGAGAAAGAUGGUUUGGAGGAGCAAAUUUCAAAAAGAUGGAAGGCAAAUAGUGCAGUAACAGCAAUAGAGAGAAAAAUGCAAUACUUUGCUGAUCCUGCUGAAUGGAAUUCAUCACUUCUCAAGAAAAUUAUUGAAGGUUCUUUUUUAAUGAUACAUGGUGUACGUACUUCAGGUAAAUCAUCUUGUAUAUUUCGAACUAUAAAACAGCUGAAUGAGAAAGGUUAUUUCUGCUUAUAUGCAAGUUUCGAGAGAUUGACUUAUGAGAUUGAUAACUUAAAAUCAGUUUCUUUCUGGAAAACUUUUAUUAGCCAGUUGCUAAAGACAAACAGGAGAACUGCUGGAUUGUCCAAUUCUUCACAAACUUGGGAUGAAUUUCUAAGUCUUUUUGAAAAAUGGUCUGAACUUCAACAAAAUCAACCCAUCUAUUCUGUGGUUGCCAUUAGGACAUUAAGUAUACUUUAUUUGAACACAAUUAAAGCUUUAUUUGAAGAGUUUAUGAGUGAUAGAGUUAUUGUCAUUGACCCUCUGGUGAUCACAGACAUCUAUGCUUUAACAAAUAGGCGUGCUAUUAAUAAAAAAUUACCACCAAAAGAUUUUAAUGGAAGACAAUGUAUUACUUACCAACAUUGGCAAAAAUUUAAACUUAAAACAUUGCUACAAGAGAUAAGGAGAUACCGAACAUUUUAUAAAAUGAUUAAUAAACUCAAAGAACCUUAUUCUAUGAAAGCUGUAAAGUUUCUUCGCCAAUACCUUCUUGAUGUUGUAGAAUUCACAGAAGUUCCUGAUUAG